Trichomonas vaginalis G3 is the source of this 108-nucleotide messenger RNA. RefSeq lists its product as uncharacterized. The transcript has a single exon. The record is from RefSeq and is a predicted model, not a curated record. The annotation marks the transcript as partial. Lineage: Eukaryota; Parabasalia; Trichomonadida; Trichomonadidae.
GAAAACUUCAAAGCUAUUGCAUGGUUAGAUAAUGACGAUUGCUUUAAGAAAAUCUUUAAAUUCAGUGACUCAAAGAUGUCAAUAGAUGACCUUCGUGGAAUGUUACCA